Syngnathus acus (greater pipefish) is the source of this 1567-nucleotide messenger RNA. RefSeq lists its product as uncharacterized. Gene Ontology annotation, molecular function: nucleic acid binding. The coding region runs from base 222 to 1412 and encodes 396 amino acids. The record is from RefSeq and is a predicted model, not a curated record. The transcript has 3 exons. NCBI's taxonomy places the organism in Eukaryota, Metazoa, Chordata, Actinopteri, Syngnathiformes, Syngnathidae.
CCCAUUUCUGACUUUAAAGUCAGAAUUCUGACUUUAUUCUCAGAAUUCUGACUUUAAAGUCAGACUUCUGACUUUAUGGCGUGGGGUGGCGGAGGGAGAGUCAGUGUGGUGUGGUUUUGACCAGAGAGGACAUUAUGUCGUCAACGAGUGACUUUUUGCGUGCCAGAGGAUUGCCGGAGGACAUCAUUUCACACUUGGAGGAGCAGGGGAUAAAGUGACUGAUGGAGGGUGCAACUCAACCAGUGCCUGAAAAGCCGGAUUUGGAUGACUUAAUCAAGCUAUGCUUUAGACUUGCAUUCAGCAACAAGGAAAUACUUGCAGUUUUAGCACAUAAUGCUCAGACUAUUAUAAGUAUUCGGACUCUGAAGAGAACUUGUAAAAGACUUGGUCUGUUCCGAAGAAAGAAUCAGUCGGACCUGGGAGAUGUGUUGGCUUUUGUCCAGCAUGAAAUCCUGACUUGUGGCCAGAUGCAAGGUUAUCGCUGGCUUCAUCUACGUGCGAUUCAAAAAGGAUUUGUUGUCUCACAAGAUACAAUAAGACAAAUUAUAAAAUUGGUUGACCCGGUCGGCGUGGAAUUAAGAAGAGCACGACGCCUUAGAAGACUCCAGUACAGCUGCAGAGGCACAAAUGCUCUUUGGCACAUGGAUGGCUAUGAUAAAUUAAAACCCUAUGGGAUUUGCAUCCAUGGUUGUAUUGAUGGGUUUAGCCGGUAUGUGUUAUGGGCAGAGGCCUAUACCACAAACAAUGAUCCCAAGGUGAUUGCAAGUUAUUUUAUCAAAACAGUUUCGCGCAUUGGUGGAUGUCCAGAGAGGAUCCGUGCAGACAGGGGCACAGAAAAUUGUUGUGUUGAACAGAUGCAAUUGUGUUUGCGACAAAACCACUCUGACAAUUUUGCUGGGGAGAAAAGUUUUCUUUACGGGAGAAGUACUGCCAAUCAGCGCAUUGAAGGGUGGUGGUCCAUCCUUCGCAAACAGAGCGCACAGUUCUGGAUUAAUUUAUUUCAAACUCUUCAGGAGGAUGGUCACUACACAGGAGAUUUUCUGGAUAAAAGUCUUAUCCAGUUCUGCUUUCUUAAUCUUGUGCAGGAUGAGCUGGAUGAAGUUGUGAACACAUGGAACUCGCACAAAAUAAGACCAAGGUCGAACGGUGAUACAGCUUCAGGCCGGCCAGUCGUCAUGUAUUCAUUGCCUGCCAUGCACAGUGCCGAGGAUCGACUGAAACCCACUGGAAUGCAAGAUAUCACUGCGUGUAUGGAAGAGUGCCCUCCAAAAUGCCAGUUUCCUUGCGAUGAAACUGUAUUUGAACUGUGUUGUCUGCUAAUGGAGGAAAAUGAAUGGCACGCUCCAUCAGAUCCAUUGCAUGCAAGUGACUUGUAUCUUAUGUUGAGAGAGGAAUUACUGAAGAUUGUUUGAAAAGCGUAUUGAUGUAAUACAUAUAAACUCCUCAGAAAAUAAUUUAAUCAGUAGUCUGUAUACUCAGUUACUAUGUUUUUUUAGUCUUACAAUGCCUUCUUGACCUUUAAAUAUUCCUUAAUGACCCAAAUUUUCCAGAAUAAUUCAUUGCAAAA